AUGUCAUCAUUUCUUACCAGUUUAUUUCUUUAUUGUUUGAUUAAUUCUGUCCAGUCCUCAUCAAAAAAUCAGACAGAAACAAUUAAUACACUUAAUAUUGAUAUUAAUUAUGAAGAAAACGAUACAAUUGUAUUACUCUAUAAUUUAACAACAAAGUAUUCGCAUUAUAUCACAUUUCGUGCCUUCGGAGAUGUGCAAUUUCAAUUCGGCUUGUUUUCAUCAACGAACAAAUCCGAGAAAAAUUCGCUGGAAAUAGCACAUCAUUACUCAUCGAGUGAACCAUAUUAUUUAUUUAUAGUCUGUUUUCAUUUUCUUCAAUUUAAUGAUCUCGAUAUUCAAUGCAGAGACAUACGUUUGCUAAACGUCAGACAGCUUGAAUCGAACGCAUCAAAAGAGUUUCUUCCGUCGUACAAUCCGUUAUUUGUGCCAAUGAUGUAUGCACUGAGUGUUGUAAUGCUUUUACCUGUCAUUGUUCAACAUCAUCGUCAUAAAAAAGCAUUGUUACUUCAAAGACGGCAGACAUUGAGACGUUUAUCCAUGCAAAUAGCUGACGAUGAUCAAAUUCCGCAGCAGAAUCUACUGAAAAAUAUUCUGUUACAAAUCAAAGAUGACGGAAAUACGAAUUAUGAAAAUCUUUGCUUGGAAAUGGACACGAUCUCCGAUUCAGUGCCUAAAGUUAACCGAAAUGAUCUCAGCGACAAUAAUGUGACAUUUACAUUAGAAAAUCUCCAACCACUUAUUCAUCGGCGUGAUGGUAAUGAUAUCGAUGAGCAAGUGGAUGUGAAUGCUGAUGAUUGUGUUGCACAUCUUUUGAACAAUACACCUUGGAAUUCGUCUCAAACGGAACAGCCAUUAUCCACUAAUUUAUCAAGGCAUGCCUUUAUACAUGAUUGGACUACAGCUACGAAAGAACAGAAUGUUCCACCAACCGUUAUUUCAUUUCAUGAUGAUGACGACGAUGAUAGUGAUCAAAGGCCGAUAUUAAAACCAAAUAAGCAAGCAAGCAGAGCUUCGUAUAAAAGUAAUAGGGUGUUUUUUGAAACAGAUGUAUAA
Molecule: messenger RNA, 1053 nt
Organism: Adineta ricciae
Lineage: Eukaryota; Metazoa; Rotifera; Eurotatoria; Adinetida; Adinetidae
Source: the annotation of a GenBank genome assembly